This is a messenger RNA of Trichoderma asperellum CBS 433.97, 737 nucleotides long. NCBI's taxonomy places the organism in Eukaryota, Fungi, Ascomycota, Sordariomycetes, Hypocreales, Hypocreaceae. The record is from RefSeq and is a predicted model, not a curated record.
CGCAACUCUGGUCCAAAAAGGCCAGAAUAACGGGCUACGAGAAGACGCGCUGUGGUCUUGGCCGACGCGCCCCGCUAGAGAUCCAUGGAGAGACCCUUUUUGCACCGCAAAUGCUCGAGCGUUUCAUCCACAAGUCGGCCCUGGCCCAGCGUUCUCCAGCAGCCAAGCUUUCUCAGCCACUAUGCCUGCAGCAGCCGGCUUGGCCUGGGGCUAAUCGGCAAUCGUUUCCCGGCUAGCCAACCACUAUCGUCACUCGGGUCCAGGGGCGGACUCAGAUUGGUUUACAGUGACGCCUGGCCACAAUUCACGCAAAGUACUCUGUACGGGCGCAUUUACAGCGUCAGCUUCGUGCUGGUGCUGCGACUACGGGUACACACUACAGGCUCAUGCUUACGAAGCCCCCUCCCCCUCACUCUUUCUGAGUUACGAUGGCUUGGGGUGGGCAGCAGUCAGAGGCUGCGAGUUGCGAGACAGAUGCAGCAGAUGCCUGCAUCCCACCCAGCCAACGGCCACACCACAGUUUAUGGAGAGGCCUCAUGGAGGGGUCCUCGCAGACCCCGCAUCGUCACACGCGUCUUGGAACAAAGCGAAUGGAUUCAAUGGCACUGUCGAUUUUUCUUUUCUAUCUGACUGUGUUUACCACUGGUUUCCGUACUGGUUGUUGAGCUGCUCCUCAGCCUGCUGCUGAGCGUGGCGCUUGGCCUUCUCGCGGUCAAUGAAGUCAAGGCCCUUGGUCU